This is a messenger RNA of Amyelois transitella, 1273 nucleotides long. RefSeq names its product procathepsin L-like. Gene Ontology annotation, cellular component: lysosome. The coding region runs from base 35 to 1273 and encodes 412 amino acids. The record is from RefSeq and is a predicted model, not a curated record. The transcript is spliced from 8 exons. NCBI's taxonomy places the organism in Eukaryota, Metazoa, Arthropoda, Insecta, Lepidoptera, Pyralidae. Gene Ontology annotation, molecular function: cysteine-type endopeptidase activity.
ACUGCGAAGUAUUAAAUCUAUUUACACAAUCAAAAUGGAGAUUAUAAUUGUGUUGUUACAAAUAUCAUUGAUUUCAUGUAGUUUUUCAAACGAAAUGAACAAAAUCAAGUUAAUUUUAAACAAUUAUAAGGAAUCUAUGCAAUGCAACAGAUAUAAAAGGUGCUUAGUGCAAAAUAAAAAAGUUGACGCGUUUGCGCACAGAGCUGUUAAUUUUUUAGACAAAACACAAAAAUUUAAGGAUGUCAUAGAAUCUAUGGAUGCGAGUGAGUGUAUAAAAAGUGAUAAUGUUAACUUAAAUUAUACCAAAAGACACAUUCUGGAUAGUCUUUUAUUGGAUACAAACGUUUCUAAUUCACAUUGGAAGGAAUAUAAGUCAGUAUACAACAAAGAAUAUCGUUCCCCUCACCACGAGAUGUCAGCACUAUCAAAAUGGCGGGAAAAUUUGCGGCGCGUGGUCGAACACAACAGGAAAUAUUUGACAGGAGAAAUAAGUUAUUCACUGCAUUUAAAUUAUUUUGGCGAUUUGGGCGUAGCAGAUUAUUUCAAGAAAAUACUGAAACUCUUCGACACCGUUCCUCUGUUCGACCCCGCUGAAGACCACCACAAAACUGCUUACAGGAACGUGGCUCAUAGGAAAACACCGAAAAAGGUAGACUGGCGAAGUAAAGGCUUCAAACCACGUCUAGAAGAGCAGUUUAAAUGCGGAGCGUGCUACGCUUUCGCUGUGGCACAUGCUUUACAAGCUCAGCUGUAUAAGAGACAUGGUAAUUGGAGUGAACUUAGUCCCCAGCAAAUAGUGGACUGCAGCCUCAUAGAUGGCAACAUGGGCUGCGACGGCGGCUCCCUCCGAGCGGCAUUCCGCUACGCCGCCAGAAAAGGACUGCUCAUGGAAAACUAUUAUCCUUAUACUGGAAAGAAAGGUCAAUGCCGCAUCCCUAGUCAUAUAAGGCGGGUGCGCCCGCGCCGAUGGGCGAUGAUCCCCGCUGGAGACGAGGAGGGCAUGGAGCGAGCGCUAGCUACUAUUGGUCCUUUGGCCGUGGGGAUAAACGCCUCACCUUUCACAUUUCAGCUGUAUAGAAGCGGCAUUUACGACGACCCCUUCUGCUUUCCGUGGAGACUGAACCACGCCAUGUUGCUGGUGGGCUACACAGAAGACUACUGGAUUCUGCUGAACUGGUGGGGGAAGAAUUGGGGGGAGGAUGGGUACAUGAGAAUAAGACGCGGUUAUAACAGAUGUGGCGUGUCAAACAUGGCGGCUUAUGUUGAAUUAUAA